GCAUUGGGGUUGGGGAGAAAAAAUAGUGUUUUUUGCUGUAAAAAAAUGCCCUCGCAGCUAUAAAUGGUUCAUAUUCCGUGAUAAAAUCAAACUAUUUUUCGGUAAAUUGUGUAUAGUGUCAAUUAAUGGUUCAAUGAAGAGGACGUUUUAAAACCAGUGCCGGCAAAGAGUCAUGUCAGAAGAACAUGAUUGUGCUGAUAGUGUCAAAACAGACGAAAAGUGUGACGAAGACUGUAGUCUCGAAACAGUAAUCGAGACAGGACAAAGUGCGAAGGAAACAGUAGACAGUGCUAUAAAAGAAGCUGUUAGCAGCGAGAAAGAUGAAAAGGUCGAAGUGUACGGAGCUGAUGCUGCGAAUUCGAGCAGCAAAGGCGAAGUCAGUUGGACCCUUGAUGGAAAUGAGUUCAAAGUGUCGUGGAGCGUUCCUGAAGGUGUCAUCGGCACGAAGGAUUACAUCGCGCUAUGUUAUACAGGGUCGGCGGGCAUCGCAGGCGUCGCCGGGCGCGUGCCGGCGGCCGGAUGCGCACGCGGCGACAUAAUGUGGCUGCUUGAUGAGCCCAAUCAGCCUUACGAAGAUUGUGAGCAGCUACUCUGCUUCCGUUACUACAAUGGUGAUGGCGAGGAGUGCGUGGCGGAGUCGCCGACUCUGCCCGCACGCUUCAAAGUGGACCUCAAGAAGCUCCCGCUGCGACUCAAGGAAGGCAUGUCCAGGAAAAGGAGCGGCGACCAGGUCUCUCCUUUCUCCUACAACAACGAAAGCUUUGAGAUGAACUCUGAAAACCCUCGAGUUGAGUUCGUCCCAGGCACCAGCCAGGACAUCAAGCAUCUCAGCGAAAACGUUAACAAAUGCUCAAUUAGUGCUUUAGAAAGUAAUGGGAACAAUCCGAAUCUCGAACAAAGUAAAUGUGAUCCUAGCAAAUCUCUAGAUAGUAAUCUAAGUAACGAAUCUCAGGUAAUUAGUGAAUCUCAAAGUGCUACAGACUGCAAACCGACAUCCUCUGGAGUGAAGAAAAAGUGUCCUCCGCCUGUAGACACGGGCGGCGGGCAGGCACUCAACGGUGUUAAGAAGAAAUCUAAAGUGAACAGCGGCUUCGACUCCCCAACCUCACCGGGUACUGAGUAUUACAAAAUAUGGUCACCAAAGAAUCCCUGCAAGAUAAUGAAGUUUGUGUACGACGUUGAAGGUGCUAACAUGACAAGCGAUGCGGAAAAAUCACCGGUGCCGCCGCUGCCCCCGAGACAAUCGCACAAACCGCUCGAGAGAAUGCACGCGUUAUCUCCGCCGCAGGUACCCAGACAUCGAAAGCCAAAAAAACUCACAAAACCCGAAGACGCGUUCACUUUUGAAUUGAUUGACACGGACGAACAAUUCUUUACCGAUAACAAUAUCACUAACUCAGCUAUGUUACAAGGCGAAUUAAAUGACUUUAAGCCCGGAGAGUUUUACUCCGGCAACCAGACAGCUAUGUCCUCGACUGCCAGCUUUUGGCGAGGAGGACAAAACGUCGCGCCCCUCGCGACGCCAGAGACAGACGGCAGCUUAUGCGAAUCUACAAUUUCCUCCAUGAAAUUAUCUAGGUUAACUGAAGAAAAAAGAAAAGAUGUACCUGAAGGCUCGCCUAGUAUUAGUAGGAAUAAGAUAAUGUUUAUAAAAGAUAUAGGACCCGAUAAUUAUAUAACGACAACGUUCGCGAGAAAAGAUAAGGUUCCGCCAUCUGACACCGUGGACGGCGUCAACCUCACGCCAAACCAUGCAAAGUCUGAAGAGAAGGCUCAAAACAGUUUUUUAAAUGAUAUUAGUAAUCAUUCGGAAUUUGAAGAUGAUAACAGAAACCAAAUUGAGGAGAAAGAAAUCUCGACCUUAAAAGGUCACAAGCCUUUGACAAGGCAGAGCUCGGGACGUGCAAAUACUCCAACUAUGAUGACAGCUUUUUUGAAUUCCUCGCAUAUAGAUACUCCAAACAGAGAGAUUGACAACAACAGUUCAAACGGACCCAGCUCUUGCAAUUCAUCCCAUUCUGGUUCGCCAGUAGAAGAGGUCAAUAAAGCGUUUCCGAGCGUAGGUACUAUGAUAAUGAAUAGGAAGUAUUCUUGUGAGAAUUCAACGCCAAAACAUUCCAGCUUACCUAGGCAUUUAUUGAAAAAUCUUGGAUGCGAAAGUACACCUAAGCAUUCGCCGCAUAAGAGUAAUAAUGUUACGGAUAGUCCAAUAAGGCCACAUCCAAGGGUUUUGACGCGGGUGGCGGCAUUGGCGGGUGCAGCGGUGCCUCAAUGUCCGCCUACUCCGACUCACCACGCGAGAAGACCACGGCCCGUGCCACCGCCGGACUUGCAUCCUCCUCCAGUACAGUCUGAAAACAGGCCGCAUGAGAACUUCGAAAUGGUUGAGUUCACGAACGAGCUAAGGACUUCGGAGAUCAGAUCUCCUAACUUGGAGUUUGUGAAUAGUAAUCAUUUCACGAUAGUGCACGCGGGGCCCCCGGAUGACGUAGUGUUGAGAAGACCGAGGCCUGUGGAAGACAGUGAUGAUAAUGACAAUGCUGUGGCGUCGCCGACUCCACUAAGGCAUAUGGCAGGGAUCAGAUUACCAUCGAUACCUGAGCGGGCGUCCAGGCAGAUGGCCUUGACCGGAGAUUUUCCAGCCAAUAUGAUUGGCGGGAUUAUCGAAUGCGAAGAACCUUUACCAGCGGGAUGGGAAGCCAGAAUGGACAGUCAUGGGCGAGUGUUCUACAUCGACCACAUCAACAGGAUGACGACAUGGCAGCGGCCAGGGGUCAACGGAGCCACGCCACGGUCCCCGGAACCUGAAGUACAGAGGCGACAACUAGAUAGGAGAUACCAGUCCAUCCGGCGCACCAUGACCCGCACGCAGCUGGCCGAGGAGGACGGCGCAUGCGCCCCGCCGGCCGCCUCCACGUCCGCGGCGCCCGACCCCCCGCAUGCGCCGCACCCCGCCGCCGAGUUCCUCGCGAGACCUGACUUCUACUCCAUACUACAUAUGAACCAGGAAGCGUCAUCGCUCUACAAUGGCAACUCGACUCUUAAGCACAUGAUAUCCAAAAUAAGGCGAGACACAUCAUCCUUCGAGCGUUACCAGCACAACAGGGAUCUGGUAGCACUGGUCAACAUGUUUAGUGAGAGCGACCGUGCUUUGCCACUUGGCUGGGAUACCAAGCUUGAUCGGAACGGCAAGCGUUUCUACGUGGACCACGUGAUGCGUCGCACCACGUUCAUCGACCCGCGCCUCCCUCGUGCGCCCCAGGCCGGCCCGUUCUCGCCGCUACUGCCACAGCGGAGGCGGCCGAUACUCAUCGAGCAGGCUCCUACACCACCUCCUCGACCGCCACUUACUGUGGGAGAUGCGCACACGCACAAUAUUCAGCCUGAGAUACCUGUCGCGUACAAUGAUAAGGUGGUGGCGUUCCUGCGGCAGGCGAACAUUAUGUCGAUCCUGCGCGAGCGCUGCGGCGGCUGCGGCGGCGCGCUGCGGGAGAAGGUCAACGCCGUCAGGGUGGAGGGCGCGCCCGCGCUGGCGCGGUACCAGAACGACGUGCAGCUCACCUGCUUGCUCAGCCUGUUCGAACAGGAGAUCAUGAGCUACGUGCCAGCGGGCGGUUGCGGGGCGGUCAGUCUCACGACGGCGUCGCCUGCCGCGUCGCCGGCCGCCGCGCGAAGCACACGUGCGCCUGCGCCGCAGCGACGCGACUUCGAGGCCAAACUACGCGCCUUCUAUAGGAAACUCGAGAGCAAAGGAUAUGGGCAGGGGCCAGGGAAGCUCAAACUGCACAUUCGCCGUGAGCAUCUUCUAGAAGACGCGUUCCGUCGCAUCAUGUCGUGUGGGAAGAAGGAACUUCAGAAGGGCAAACUGUGCGUCAUCUGGGACGGAGAAGAAGGCCUGGACUACGGCGGGCCGAGUCGAGAGUUCUUCUUUCUGCUGUCCAGAGAACUAUUCAACCCUUACUACGGACUGUUCGAGUACUCAGCCAAUGAUACCUACACGGUCCAUGUCUCGCCGAUGUCGGCGUUCGUCGAUAACCAUCAUGAGUGGUUCCGCUUCUCCGGGCGAGUGCUAGGGCUGGCGCUGGUCCACGGGUACCUGUUGGAAGCCUGGUUCACUCGCGCCCUCUACCGGGCGUUGUUGAGACUACCGCCCGCUUUGGAAGACGUCGACGCUUUGGACGCGCAGUUUGCCGCUUCACUACGGUGGUUGCAGUCUGCCCGCUGCGUGUCAUCGCUGGAGCUAACAUUCGCUGUCUCCGAGCGGCUCGCCGACGGGCGCGUGCUAGAACGCGAGCUGAAGCCAGGAGGACGCGACGUGGCCGUCACUGAACGCAACAAGAAGGAGUACCUCGAGAGAGUCGUCAGAUGGCGCGUCGAGCGAGGCGUGGCUGAGCAGACCGAGUGGCUGGUGCGCGGGUUUCAUGAAGUGGUGGACCCCCGGCUGGUGGCGGCGUUCGACGCCAGGGAGCUGGAGCUGGUGAUAGCGGGCGCGCCCGAGCUGGACGUGGCGGACUGGCGCGCUAACACGGAGUACCGCAGCGGGUACCACGACGCGCACCCCGUCAUCAUCUGGUUCUGGCAGGCCAUUGACAGAUUCACAAACGAACAGCGAUUACGGCUCGUCCAGUUCGUGACAGGCACGUCUUCAAUACCGUACGAGGGCUUCUCGGCGUUGCGCGGCUCCACGGGCCCGCGGCGGUUCUGCAUCGAGCGCUGGGGCCGCGUCGAGUCCCUGCCGCGCGCACACACCUGCUUCAACCGCCUCGACCUCCCCCCAUACCCCACCCCGCAACUACUCCACGAAAAACUCCUACUCGCCGUCGAAGAAACCAACACGUUCGGCAUCGAGUGAGAACGCGUAGUUACACAUUCGGGUUUCAAAAUGGCGAACCGAAAAUGGCGUGCAGAAAAGGCGCGAAACAACUUGAUACGUUCUGGCGGGAAUUUCUUUAUUCUUUAAUAGAGUAUAUAAUGGUAUAUAAUUGCAAGUUGCAAAACGCGUCAGAAGACGAUACCCUAGGGUGUGGCCUGAUAAGAUAAGCAGGUUCAAUGGCAGCAAAUAUGUCGCCAGAUGUAAUAUAAUAAAUAAGUUUACUUAGUUGUUGUCAGUGUAAAUAAUAGUCAAAUGAUAACUUAGUCGAGAUGGGUGGAGAUAUAUUAUGCAAAGAGGCUGUAUACUGGUAUAGUUGGGUAAAAAGUUACAAGAAAAUACCUUCCAAGACUAACGUAUCUUGUUGCCAAAAGUAAACGUACUAAUCGUAUAAAAGGGCAAGGUCGGGUCAUUCGUAAAACUAACUCAAAUUAAUAAAAAAUACAUUUGAAUGUAUUAUGUACCUACCAAACUUUUGGAUACCAGUAUGGCUUGGCACUAACUAGCCUUAAAAACAAAAUCAAGACGUAAAAAUUAAAAUGAAGUUCUAAGCAUGUGGGACAAAGAUAGUAAUACGCAAAAAUAUUAGGUAUACGCCGCAAAAAUGACGUUCUGCACACACCGUAAACUUAAGAGUUGGGUUAGGUACAAUUUAGUAUAAAAAAAUACUUAUUACCUUUUAUAAUGAUCCUCAUUUCGUUUGCGGUGCGUCCAGUGCAUAGUGACUAGGAGCAAUGCUGAACUCCUAGGAGAACUACUGUUACAAUUUGUAUUCUACCGCUUAUAUUGUAAGGAGUAUAUUGUGGCUGUGAACGGAGCCUCUCCGUAUUAGAUAUUACGCUUUACGUCACUAAUUUAUAAUUAAAUGUAUUUUAACCUUUGAAGUACCCCUGAUAAUUGUUUAUUUAAUAAAAUGUUCUUAAUGUUUGACAAACUGAUAAUUUAUCUCUUUUAUAACAUUAAUGUUAAUUGUUUCAUUGGAGAAUAACUUCCUAAUUUUACGCGGCGGGAGAAAAAAUAUCACAAUUUAAAUGCGACAGAGAAAUGUUUUUCCUUCGUUUUUUAAAACAAAACCUUUAAUAGGUUUUGUUUUACACCGAUUUACAUAUAAGAGGGCUGCAUUAAGGCACUCCGAAGAGCUGUUAAUUUUAUUAUGCCUACACACUAAGUUCUAUGGCUGUGUAUGAAGUAAAUUAGACAUAGCUGUCGCUAUCAGUGUCCUGUAGCCACUUCUGCGGUCCGACUCAGAAUUUACAAACUUACAUUAUUUUUCAAAUAAUUAUACCUACCUUAACACUGUAAUUUAGCAACACUAGUCAUUACCUGCAUAUUGCCUAUAUUAAUCUGGUGUACUAACUCUUAUUAUAAAUAAUUUUGGUUAUUCAUAACAAUGUUUAUGUAAAGUUUUUGAAUAAUCAUGAUAUGAAUGUGAUUGUUUUACUAAUGGCAAUGUUCCUUAUGUAAAAAUACGGUGUAAAACGUAUUAAAUAAUAUGUACUUUAACAAAUAUUCAUAAAAUUCGCUUAGAUUCACAAAAUUGUAAAUAGUUCACAUUAUUUAUUCUUAUGUACUCAUUACACCCGUUUAGUUUAUUUACUUUUUGUAAGUAAUAGUUCUAUUAUGUUGAAUAUUUAAGUAACUUUGUAAAUUGUUUUAUUAUGUAAAUUUUAAGUGAAUUGUUUUGGUGUGAACGUGAAAAAAACAUGUCAAUAUAUCAUAUUACUUACAACAACCUUGUUUCAUUGCCCCUUUAUAAACACCAUCUUGUAUUUGACUACACAAGAAUGCAUGGCGUCUUACAACCAGGCAAUUCACUUACAGUAGAUACCUACCUCUUCUAAUAUCUUAAAAAUAAUACUUCUGCGCAUUUAUUUGACGAUAUACGCGUUUAGAGACGACCACCACCUUAGUAGCGAGCUAAUUAUAACGUCGUCCUAGUAAUAUAUAGCACCACUGUGUGGUUUUCAACACAUUGUG
Messenger RNA from Pectinophora gossypiella (pink bollworm), 6847 nucleotides. RefSeq names its product E3 ubiquitin-protein ligase HECW2 (gene Hecw). Gene Ontology annotation, biological process: regulation of dendrite morphogenesis. The coding region runs from base 173 to 4852 and encodes 1559 amino acids. NCBI's taxonomy places the organism in Eukaryota, Metazoa, Arthropoda, Insecta, Lepidoptera, Gelechiidae. Gene Ontology annotation, molecular function: protein binding; ubiquitin-protein transferase activity. The record is from RefSeq and is a predicted model, not a curated record. The transcript is spliced from 16 exons.